AUGAACUUCAGCUUUAGUAUUCCAGCUCAGAACGGAAACCGCACAGGUGGGGGACAGACAGGUAAGUUCCUUAAUGGUUUGAAAGUUUACUGUCGAAUGAAUCCUGAGGAUUUCUGCCUCUACAAUGAGCUCUAGUGGUUAUGGUGCUUAGGAGUACCCCAUUUAACCGGUGGCCUUCAACAAUAUGCAGCAGCUAGUUAAGAAGGUAUCCAAAGGUAUUGUAUGGCAGAGCUUCACAAAUCCCAAGUGCCUGGUGACCAGCUGCCUGAGCUUGGAAGUGGGCAGAUGGCUCAUGAAAAGCGGAGGCGGGCAGGCAGCUCACGAACAGCUGAGGGAGACGGGCGACCAGCUCGGGCAGAGUGGAGGCGGCGAUGGAGCUGUCCUCUUCCUGCUCUGCUCCAUCACGCGCACUCCAAUGAUGUCACUCUGGCCCGGGCAGGGCGAUGGUCAGAGCAGCACCACUGGACCCCAGGGAAAGCAUCCACUCCAGCUCACCCAAAAAUAGGGACACUGGGUCACUGCCAGUGAGGAAACUAGGGCAGUAUGUACACUAAUCUGUUUGCCAGGCACUCUCCUCAAUAACUCUUCCCAUAGUGUCUCACUUUCUCGAAGGAAGGUAUUUAGUUUCUGACUUGGGCUGUUAGUGUCUUUUAUGUAUCACACAAUCUACUACAGGUUUCUUAUGCCUCAACCAAGAGCUCUCAGAGCUGUUAACAUAAUCCUUCCCAAUAACAUUCGCUCAUGGGAACUGACCCGAUCAAUGGGUCUAGAAAGCAAAAACACCCAACGAUUCAAGGGGAUGGACCUAUGGAAUAAUGAGAGGCCAAUUUGCGAAUUUCUAAGCAAAUAAGUACAUGUGGUGGUACGUACGCUUGUGCCCACACAGGCUCCCACACAAAUCCAAAUCCAUUUUUCCCCAUUUUAAAUUAUUUUACUGGUGUUACAUACCAACAUAAUACUGCACAUUCAUACCAAUCUAGAAAAAUAAAACUUUGUUUGAGAGCUGACUUUUUGUUUGAUGCAGAGUUUCUGCCACUUUAGUUUCUCAUACAAGUCCUCCUGUACCAUUUUAGUGAUUUUAUUCAAUCUUACUCUCAUAUUCCACAAGGGAGAGGUCCAUUAAAGGAACACUCCAUAUACCAUAACUACUGCAGCCCUCUGUAGAGUAUAUGGUACCAGGAGUGCCGCUGUCCCAGAGUUAUCAGUUUAAGUAGUUUGACUCUAUAUUUUUCUCAAAGCUGAAGAAUCCAUUUGUCAGUGUGUGUUCAAUAAGGCUACGUAUUCAGUUUAUUCCUAGGCUGAGAGUGACACGGCAUUGCGGCCGUAGUGGCUAUGGUGCUGGGGGGGGGGGAGGUUUGAGCUUUACAAAUGACUGUACCGAUGAUCUCUUAAUGCUAGCAGAUCCUUACAUGUCUAUGUAAGUGGCUUUCAGAAUGCCCCAUGAGCCAAAUUAGCCUAUUUCUGGAUAUUUGUUUGUGUGUGCAAACAUGAAACGUGUUCCUUUCUGUCUACCCAGUGUGUCCGGACCUCGUAGACAAAUACCUCGAGGAGACGUCCAUUCACUACGUCACGCCACGGACAGUCAGCAGCCCAGAGUGUGGCACCCAGCACCCUCAAACAUCAGGUAAGUCUCAGAGUGGCGAGGGACAAUCCUCAAUUUAUACAUUGCCGCAUUUCGAGUAAGUGAUCACAGAUAACUUCCUCCCCACACUUGUGAAUGGGAAUCCACUCUGGAGUAGAACACACUGCAGCAGCUAUCGCAGCUCCUGCCCUUAACCUGUACCUGUCCAGCCUGGUCCUCACUAGAAACCCGGGGAAGCCAUAUUCACAGAGCUGCAGAAUUAGCCGCCACUCCCCUCAAACAAAUCAUACGAAUAGCCCACCACUGACAUCCACAUACAUGCAAACAACCUCCACAAGCAGCUGCACACAUACCACCACCAAACAAAAGCUUUCAAUACUUACCCGAUUCCUAACUGUUCUCCCUUGGCUCUCUGCCUCCUGAAAUGUCAGUGAGAUGAAGUGGUGUUUAUAGAGUCCUUUAACAUAAAAUUCAGUCUUUGAAUCCUGAGGAAUGAGCACCACUCCUUGCAAUCAUUGGGGCACAGGUGAGGGUAUUGCACACGUCUACCUUUCUACCAGUUAUGUUCUUUCACUCUUUCAGCUCCUCCUCAACACCCUGUGGUAUGUUCCUCUACCCCUGGACAUCCUGUAUGCACUAAAAGGCCAGGCAGAGGAAGACCACCAUUAAGCAGCCACAGGAAGAGAAGAAAGUCCAUUACACCAGAUCCAAAGGAAAAACAGACAUGUGGUAUGUGGACAUGUCCAGUCAGUCAUUGCUUGAUGCUGAAUGUUCUCUUCUCUACCUCUCCAUAAUGUUAUGCUGGACCACAAUGCCCUGCUCUCCAAUGGAAUUUAUAAACGGGGAUAUUGGAAAUCUUGUUUGAAGAGCAGUGAUGUGCAACAACACAAAUAGGCAUGUGUAACAUUUAGACUGUGACGGCACUACACAUGCGCGUUACAUCACAGUAUGUUAGGGUAUGAUACCCAGUGGACUUAAAGCCGUGGCUUGAGGCUGUGCUGGCAAGUCUUCAAAUUAAUAAACUCUUACGCUUUAAGAAAAAUUAGAUGGUGGGGGGAGGGGGGAACAAAGGUAGGCACUGUAAUAACUUAAUCUUUGUUGUUUUUACCAUAGAUAUCCGCCUACGGGUCAGAGCAGAAUAUUGUCAACAUGAGACUGCACUUCAAGGAAAUGUGUUCUCCAAUAAGCAGGACCCUUUAGAAAGACAAUUUGAACGUUUCAACCAGGCCAACACCAUCUUAAAAUCCAGGGACCUUGGCUCUAUUAUCUGCGACAUCAAAUUUUCUGAGCUCACAUACUUAGAUGCAUUCUGGCGCGACUAUAUAAAUGGCUCAUUGUUGGAAGCCCUCAAAGGUGUCUUUAUAACAGACUCUUUAAAGCAAGCUGUAGGACACGAAGCUAUCAAAUUGCUGGUCAACGUGGACGAGGAAGACUACGAGGUUGGCCGCCAGAAAUUACUUCGGAAUUUGAUGGUGCAAACUUCACUGUGA
Pelobates cultripes (western spadefoot toad) is the source of this 3072-nucleotide messenger RNA. The record is from the annotation of a GenBank genome assembly. Lineage: Eukaryota; Metazoa; Chordata; Amphibia; Anura; Pelobatidae.